This is a messenger RNA of Hippocampus comes (tiger tail seahorse), 905 nucleotides long. Its product is annotated as H-2 class I histocompatibility antigen, K-B alpha chain-like. The transcript has 4 exons. The record is from RefSeq and is a predicted model, not a curated record. Gene Ontology annotation, biological process: immune response. The coding region runs from base 28 to 837 and encodes 269 amino acids. Gene Ontology annotation, cellular component: external side of plasma membrane. Lineage: Eukaryota; Metazoa; Chordata; Actinopteri; Syngnathiformes; Syngnathidae.
ACUUGUCCCUUUGCGACACAACUUUGGAUGCCGAGAAUGUACCUCCUUGUCCUGUUUGUUGCGACUCUGCAAACACUCAACGUGACGCCGGCACGACAUACGCUGCGUUAUUUCAUCACAGCGUCCUCUCAAAUCACAAAGCUGCCAGAGUACUGGGAGGUCGCGUAUGUUGACGGCGUUCAGAUUUCGCACUUUGACAGCAACAGCCGGAAAACGAAAGCCAAACUGGACUGGGUGAACAAAAUCGCAACAGAGGAUCCAGACUUCUGGGAGCGAGAGCUGCGCGGCAGUAUCGGCAAUGAGCAGGUGUUCAAGGUCAGCCUUGAAAUCGCUAAAGAGCGCUUCAACCAAACUGGAGGCGUUCACAUGAUCCAGGUGAUGAAUGGCUGUGAAUGGGAUGACGAGACUGGUGAGGUGGAUGGUUGGGAUCAGCACAGGUAUGACGGAGAAGACUUCAUCUCAUUUGAGUGGAAAACGAUGAGAUGGAUCGCAGCGAAUCCACAAGCUUUCAUCACAAAGAACAAGUGGGAACGAUCGGACGGCAUCAAAGAAUACUCGAAGAGAUACGUCACUGAGAUUUGUCCUGCUGUCUUGAAGACGUAUGUGAGCAAUGGGCGGGACUUCUUGAUGAGAACAGGUGCAGUGGCCGCUCACACUCUCUCGUCCUCUCAGCCGUUCUCUUCAUCUGUCCAUCGUCCUCGCACGCUCUUGCUUUCUUUCACCCUCUCUUCAUGCUCGCUGCCGGUUGUCCUCUCGCACCUUCUUGGCGCGCUUCCAAGUUGUCCUCGUUUGCCGUUUCCUUCGCUGUCUCACGCAUUCCCUCCAUCUUUAUCCUGAUGCGUUCCGGUCAUCUUUUGCCCUCACACAUUCCCUGAGCAUCAUCCUCUUGCGCGUGCUCUCCCUAC